Messenger RNA from Diaporthe amygdali, 2682 nucleotides. RefSeq names its product dna replication licensing factor mcm3. The coding region runs from base 1 to 2682 and encodes 893 amino acids. The record is from RefSeq and is a predicted model, not a curated record. Gene Ontology annotation, biological process: mitotic DNA replication initiation; DNA strand elongation involved in DNA replication; double-strand break repair via break-induced replication. Gene Ontology annotation, cellular component: nucleus; MCM complex. Gene Ontology annotation, molecular function: single-stranded DNA binding; ATP hydrolysis activity; single-stranded DNA helicase activity. The transcript has 3 exons. NCBI's taxonomy places the organism in Eukaryota, Fungi, Ascomycota, Sordariomycetes, Diaporthales, Diaporthaceae.
AUGGACAGUUUUAUGCUGCGCGAUGAGGCCGCGCGCGAUCGAGUGCGCCAGGCCGAAGAGUUCCUCGAUCCACAUGACCAAAAUGUGCGAAGCUACAGGUCCGACAUCAUCCUGAUGCUGCAGAAGAACCAGAGGAGAUUGGUAGUCAACAUAGACCAUGUCCGCGACCACAACCCACAAAUUGCAGAGGGGCUCCUCGUGGAGCCCUUCGACUACACUCUCGCCUUCAACCAUGCCCUCAAACAAAUUGUCAAGACAAUCCCACAGGCGCGCCCAGACCAGACCGAUGAUGAAGUCAUGUACUACUGUGCCUGGGCUGGCAGCUUCGGACUGCACGCCUGCAACCCGCGCACCCUUUCCGCCCACCACCUGAAUCAUAUGGUUUCCAUUGAGGGUAUCGUGACAAGGUGUUCCCUCAUCCGACCCAAGAUUGUCAAGAGUGUGCACUACAACGAGGCCGAGAACAAGUUUCACUUCCGGGAAUAUCGCGACCAGACCAUGACCAACGGCGUCACCACAAACAGCGUCUACCCACAAGAAGACGACAAGGGCAACCCGCUGAUGACAGAGUACGGCUGGUGCACCUACAGGGACCACCAGAGCAUUUCCAUACAGGAGAUGCCAGAACGAGCCCCGGCUGGGCAGCUGCCUCGUGGUGUCGAUGUCAUUCUCGAUGAUGACCUAGUCGACCGGGUCAAGCCUGGUGACCGGAUUCAGCUUGUGGGUAUUUACAGGACGCUGGGUAACAGGAACGCGAACCACAGCAGCGCUCUGUUCAAAACAAUCAUACUGGCCAACAACAUCGUCCUUCUUGCGUCCAAGUCUGGCGGCGGCAUAGCCACAGCCCCAAUCACCGAUACCGACCUGCGAAAUAUUAACAAGGUGGCAAAGAGCAAGAAUCUGUUCGAGAUGCUCUCCCAAUCGCUUGCGCCUAGCAUCUUCGGCCAUGACCACAUCAAGAAAGCGAUCCUUCUCAUGCUCCUGGGUGGCAUGGAGAAGAACUUGGAGAACGGCACCCACUUGCGUGGUGAUAUCAACAUCCUCAUGGUUGGUGACCCCUCUACCGCCAAGUCACAGCUCUUACGAUUCGUCCUCAACACUGCUCCUCUGGCUAUUGCGACGACUGGCCGUGGAUCUUCAGGUGUAGGUCUGACAGCUGCGGUCACCUCCGACAAGGAGACAGGCGAGCGGCGUCUGGAAGCAGGUGCCAUGGUGAUGGCCGACCGCGGCGUAGUCUGUAUCGAUGAGUUCGACAAGAUGUCCGACAUUGAUCGUGUCGCCAUCCACGAAGUCAUGGAGCAGCAGACUGUCACGAUUGCGAAGGCUGGCAUCCACACGUCGCUCAACGCACGAUGCAGUGUCGUUGCAGCUGCCAAUCCCAUCUUCGGCCAGUACGAUCCCCACAAGGAUCCUCACAAAAACAUUGCGCUGCCCGACUCGCUUCUCUCGCGUUUCGAUCUUCUGUUUGUCGUCACGGACGAUAUCGAGGACACCCGCGACCGGCAAGUAUCGGAGCAUGUCCUUCGCAUGCAUCGAUACCGCCAGGCCGGAACAGAAGAGGGCGCACCUGUGCGCGAAAAUGUCCAACAGUCCCUCAGCGUUGGUGGUCAGGCGCAAACGGACUCUCAAAAGCCCACCGAUGUCUACGAAAAGUACGACGCGAUGCUUCACGCCGGCGUCGUUGGCCGCGGCUCCAAGAAGCCCAAGGUCCUCAGUAUCCCCUUUAUGAAGAAGUAUAUCCAGUACGCGAAGAACCGCAUAAAGCCCGUGCUAUCCCAAGAUGCCGCGGACCGCAUCGCCGAUAUUUAUGUUGGCCUGCGUAAUGACGACCUCGAGGGCAACCAGCGUCGUACGAGUCCCAUGACGGUUCGUACUCUCGAGACGCUCAUCCGUUUGGCAACCGCGCACGCCAAGUCACGUCUGUCGAACCGCGUUGAGGAGCGCGACGCUUUGGCUGCGGAAAGCAUCCUGCGAUUCGCGCUGUUCAAGGAGGUCGUCGAGGACGAAUCCCGCAAGAAGCGCAGGCGGACAACGGCGCAGCCCUUGAGCUCUGACUCAGAUGAUGACUCCUCGAGUGAUGACGACGAAGACGGUGACCAGCGUGCAUCAGCACGGAACAGCCGUUCGGCACGCGCAUCUGCAAGAGCAAGCCGGGCCAACGGCCGCGGGAGGCAAAAUGGCACCAACGGGACCAACGGGCAUACCAAUGGCACGCAUGAGUCCUCAGAACAGCCAGAUGAUGAAGAUGAGGUCGAGGACGCCACGCCCCGACGCUCCAACCGCACGGCCGCCAGCAACGGUCAAUCCCAAUCACAGUCCAACCUCUCCUUCGCCUCGUCACUACCAGCCUCGCAACUGGAGUCGCAAAGCGCGGGCGAGAGCCAGGACGACGCGCAGCUGGCCAGUGGCGCUGCCGGCCUGAGCCUGGAUGCCGAAGCCGCCCCAAUCAGCGACGAGCGGUUCUCUGCGUUCAGAUCUGCCUUGGGCCCGCUUAUGAACACGGAUUUGUUCGAAGAGGAUGCUGCCGAUGUAGAUGAGCUCAUCAAGAGCGUCAACGCACGAAUAGGCUCUCGCAACGGCGGUGAGUUCAGCAAGGAGGAAGGCAUCAAGGCGCUGAAGAGGAUGGAUGAAUAUGCCAUGAGCAUCAUGUAUACCGACGGACAGCUUGUGUAUAAGAUCUAA